AUGUUAUUGCAAAGAAGUAUCAUUUUAAUUGAUUCGAUAUUGCUGCUCUCGAUAUUCGCCGCGUUGCUCUUCUGGCCGGCGCAUCGGUGCGCCACCAUUGAAGUCGAGCAAUACGAGAACCCAUGCGGAUGUCUCGCUCACCCGAUUUUCCGACUCGAAACCGACUUCCGAAUACUCGAUGAGCCGACUCGUCACGAGACCUCAAUCUGUCAUACGCUUCAAUGGAAGCAUUACGCGUUCUGGAAAAACUUGUAUAUGAUCGUGCUUCCCGCCGCUUCCGCCAUCCUUUUGGCGUUUUUGACGUUCAUCGAACUCUGGGAUUUGAGCUUAUAUCGCGGAUACAUUCAAUCGGGCUUUCUCAUCGGCUUCUCGCUUCUCUCGGUGAUCUACACGAUGGCUGUCAUUGCCCAUGAGAAAUCGAACAUCGAGACCGAAUUCUAUCCGGCGCAGGUGCCGCGCGCGUUCGGCGCGCUCUCGGCUCGCGGAGUUCACGAGAUCAACGCGCCCGGCACCUGGAAGUACAGUAUUCUCGCGUGUCUGGCUUCAGCCGCGCUGAAAAUCGCCCGAAUUCUCGUCCAACACUUUUUUGGAGAUGUGAGUUGA
This is a messenger RNA of Caenorhabditis bovis, 603 nucleotides long. NCBI's taxonomy places the organism in Eukaryota, Metazoa, Nematoda, Chromadorea, Rhabditida, Rhabditidae. The record is from the annotation of a GenBank genome assembly.